This is a messenger RNA of Seriola dumerili (greater amberjack), 2183 nucleotides long. It is a transcript of the gene mturn, whose product is annotated as maturin, neural progenitor differentiation regulator homolog. The transcript has 3 exons. The record is from RefSeq and is a predicted model, not a curated record. Gene Ontology annotation, cellular component: cytoplasm. Lineage: Eukaryota; Metazoa; Chordata; Actinopteri; Carangiformes; Carangidae. Gene Ontology annotation, biological process: positive regulation of megakaryocyte differentiation; regulation of signaling. Bases 274 to 663 code for a protein of 129 amino acids.
ACGGGCUGAUUUCAUAACGUGGGGAGGAAGAGAGGAAUGGGGCUUUGAGAACGAAUGAGCACCAGACCAGGUAGGCUCUAUGCACCAACAGUGUUAGGCUAUCUCUAUUCCCGGGCCAUGCAGACGGUGCGCUAGAGGAGAUGCGGUAGUGGAGGCUGCUGAUGCUGCUGUCCGAUCAGCUGUUAUUUGUGUCUUGAGCAUCAUCGCCGUGACGGCCACAGAGAUCGAGAUCAAGCUCCGGAGCCAGGGACACCGCAGACCAGAUAACAGAGGAUGGAGUUCAAGCAUCUGGUGGAGGCGGCGGAGAAGUGGUGCUCCGGUAACCCGUUCGACCUCAUCUUCGCCGAGGAGGACGACGAGAGGCGGCUGGACUUUUACGCAGAGCCCGGCGUCUCCUUCUACGUGCUGUGUCCCGGAGGCACCGACAGUUUCCAUGUGUGGAGCGAGAGUGAGGACUGCCUUCCCUUUCUACAGCUGGCCCAGGACUACAUCUCCUCCUGCGGGAAGAAGACUCUUCUGGAGGUGCUGGAGAAGGUCUUCACGUCCUUCAGGCCUCUGCUGGGUCUUCCAGACCUAGAAGACGACAGCUUUGAGCAUUACCACACUGACAUGGAGGGGGAACCGGGGCCCGACCAACAGCAGAUGGGGGUCAGCCAGCAGUGAUGAGCCCCAAGAAGAGGCCUGCAGCCGAGGCAGAGCUGCCUAUGAGCCCAGGGCCUCGACUCAUCAGCCCAAACACUUAACAACACACACUCUUAUCCAAACACACACACACCCACACACAUACACACACACAUACUUAACAGUCAACUUGCUAAAAAUGCACCACCAUGUUCUUGAAUGUCUCAGUGGCUUUGCUUCCCAAAGAGUGCACUCUGUUGCACUUUGUUGACCCCCUACUAAAAACACACUCACACUCACACUCACACUCACACACACACACACACACACACACACACACACACACACACACUGACAUUAGGGCUACGUGAGCUGUAGCCAUGUACAAUGCAAGAAUCAUAAUCAUUCACCAUUUGGUUAGUUAAAGUUCCACAGCACAGCAAUAUUACAUCGGCCUCAGCUGGCUUUGUUAUGCAGAAAUACAGUCAGAUGUUACCGCAAUACACACUUUCCCUGUGGCUUUGGAGAUGAAUGUGACAGAUAACCUACUUUCUCCGCGUGGCUGUUAGCACGGAGGAUACAUGAGAGCGAGAUGAAAGAUGAAUGGGUGAAAACUGACGGUUUGUGGCUGCCUGUGAGGCAACUGGAGUGACGCAAAAAGAGGCGAGGAAGGAGGUUGUUUUAGCAACGAAGAGCGGUAAAACGUUCCACUUGAUGGAGGGAAAGAAGGAGGGAAGUGAGGAUGUGUAGUUGUGAUGUGGAAGUCAGGUGAGGCAGCUCUCAGUCUUAGCCUGUUUUAAACACACUGUUAUAAUAGUUGUAUAGGUUACAGUCAAAAGCAUUUCACACAUUCGCUCCUCAUGUGGAAAGUGUGCAGCUUUACAGUAGCAUGGGUCAUAUUUUUGGAGGUGUGUCUCUUAGUGUUUCCAAGAGUUAGAAGUCACUUUAUGAAGACGUUUUUAAUCAGUGUUACUAUCAUAUGACCAUCACAACAAAGGCUCAUGCUGCAGCUUAAGCCCUUCCUGGUUUGGGUGUCUCGUCGUCACAUGACACUCUUAGUUCCUGUAGUCUUCCUGGUUGCUGGUGGUUCACAGUUUACCCUCUUGAUGAGAUACACUCCUGAAAUUAACCCCCUUCUCUUUUUGCGUGUGUUGUUUUGAAUUUAUCUGCUUCUUUCGAGGUUUUCGCCUGACCAUGAAUUUAACGAGUGCACACCCAAACCCCAGAGUGAUAUCACAGGGAAGAGAAAAUAUUUGUCGUCAGCCUCCCUUUGCCUACCCUGUAAUUUCUAAUCUGACAGUGUGUUUGUUGUAUGUCACAUCCAGUGCACUGCGAUGCUUCAGGCCUCCCCCCCCUUACCCCUCCCUCGCCUUCAACCACUCGAUCCACAUGCGAGACUGCAUCAGAUUUAUCUUUAUCUUUAGCCUGUUUACUUUGGCUUGUAAAUGUUUUUGUCUUUUUAUUGCCUCUUUGAAUGUUUCUCAUGCAGUGUAUCUUCUGUUUGCCCUCCGAUGUGUGUGAAAUUGUUCAAUAAACCGUGUGAACAGAGCGAGUGUUCCACA